This is a messenger RNA of Aedes aegypti (yellow fever mosquito), 1563 nucleotides long. Its product is annotated as cathepsin L. The coding region runs from base 213 to 1232 and encodes 339 amino acids. Gene Ontology annotation, cellular component: lysosome. Gene Ontology annotation, biological process: immune response. Gene Ontology annotation, molecular function: cysteine-type endopeptidase activity. The record is from RefSeq and is a predicted model, not a curated record. Lineage: Eukaryota; Metazoa; Arthropoda; Insecta; Diptera; Culicidae. The transcript is spliced from 6 exons.
AUUCUACGCCAAACAGUGACUUCGGUAAGGCAGAGGGGCAGUGUUUAUAAGAGCUGUUCUAUCAUAUAAUUUUGGGCAGCAAAGUUCAAAGUGAAGAUUUUUGUCAGUUUUUAAGUGUUAUUUCAUAUCAACUCAUAGACUGAUUUUAAGUGGAAUUAUUUAAGUGGACAAUAAAGUGUGUAGCAGUGCCCGCACGGAACAUCCGAAACAAAAUGAAGAUUCUGAUCCUCUUGGUGGCCUUCGUGGCGGCAGCUAAUGCCGUCUCGCUGUACGAGCUGGUCAAGGAAGAAUGGAACGCAUUCAAGUUGCAACAUCGCAAGAAUUACGACAGCGAAACCGAGGAGCGCAUCCGACUGAAGAUCUACGUCCAGAACAAGCACAAAAUUGCCAAGCACAACCAGCGCUUCGAUCUCGGACAGGAGAAGUACCGCCUGCGCGUCAACAAGUACGCCGAUCUGCUGCACGAGGAAUUCGUCCAGACGGUGAACGGGUUCAACCGAACCGAUUCCAAGAAAUCGCUCAAGGGCGUAAGAAUCGAGGAACCGGUAACUUUCAUCGAGCCGGCCAAUGUAGAAGUUCCAACGACAGUCGACUGGAGAAAGAAGGGCGCCGUUACCCCGGUUAAGGAUCAAGGCCACUGCGGCUCGUGUUGGUCGUUCUCUGCUACCGGUGCCCUGGAGGGUCAACAUUUCCGCAAAACCGGCAAGCUGGUGUCUCUCUCGGAGCAGAAUCUCGUCGAUUGCUCCGGCAAGUACGGUAACAACGGUUGCAAUGGUGGCAUGAUGGACUACGCCUUCCAGUACAUCAAGGAUAACGGUGGCAUCGACACGGAGAAGUCCUACCCAUACGAGGCCAUUGACGACACGUGCCAUUUCAACCCGAAGGCUGUUGGAGCGACCGACAAGGGCUAUGUUGAUAUUCCUCAGGGUGACGAGGAAGCGCUGAAGAAGGCUCUGGCUACCGUUGGUCCUGUAUCAAUUGCCAUCGACGCUUCACAUGAAUCCUUCCAGUUCUACUCGGAGGGUGUCUACUACGAACCGCAGUGCGACUCGGAAAACCUGGACCAUGGUGUCCUUGCUGUUGGAUACGGAACAAGCGAAGAAGGUGAAGACUACUGGCUUGUGAAGAACUCGUGGGGAACCACCUGGGGAGAUCAAGGCUACGUUAAGAUGGCUCGCAACCGUGACAAUCACUGCGGUGUUGCCACCUGCGCCAGCUACCCAUUGGUGUAGGCAUCGAUCGUUAAGGUUUUGUGUGAUCUGAAUCGGUAAGAAUGGGCCGCAUCGUUGCAUUUGUAUGUUUUCCACCAUCGAAAGUUACAUUCGAUUUUUAGUUACUGAUCCAAUGCCAUGAAUAUUCGUAUGACUAUUCACUUAUUCUUUUUUUUGUCUAAUUAAGCAGAGCGAACGAGAUCAAAAAUUGCGGUUAGUUCGUAAGAGUUUAGCAAUUAGUGCUGUAGGGAAUCGUUCAAUUUCUUGUGCGAGUUAAUGCAUGUGAAGCUGUAGAUGGAAUGUUUGUGUAUCACAAUCAAGGCGUAGAAAUGUACGAAGUUUUAUAAUACUA